GGAGCCUUUAGAGGAACGCACAGGCCGCCAUGUAGGACAGCAAACGUUUCUGUUUACGCGGAAGAAAGAUUGUCGUUGACUCUAAAAGCUGUCUGCUUGUCUCGAGUUACUGUUUUACUUUGAAAAUGCGUUACGACCUGGCGAACACAGCGGCGCUGAGAGUGUUUAAGUAGACGGAAGAAACAUGGAGGCGAGGUUCGGCAGCGAAGUGGCGUCUGUCGUGGAAGUCGCUAUCCAGGCGACCGUGUCCGUUUUCAGGGACGUCUGGGCGAAAGAGGCGCCAAACGCGGAGUGGGAAGAGGCGAAGCUCGGCGAAAUCCAGGACAUAGAGAAGUGUCUGGUGGUUCAGAUCCACAAAGUGUUCACGGAGUUCUCCUCGGAGCUGUUCGAGGAGAACGAGGCUCUGCGGGCCAAAGUGGAGCAGCUGGAGGAUGUGCUGCAGAGGAAAGCCGGGCAGCUGGAGCAGGAGCUGGAGGCCAGAGUGGGUCAGCUGGGCAGAGAGAUGGAGCAGCUGGAGAAGGAGCUGAAGAGCAUCAGUAGUGAGAGCAGCAGCAGCAGCAGCAGCAGCAGCAGCAGCAAGACACAGGGAGGCCCGACUCACAUCCUGCUGCAGGAGGGCUCACUGAUGGGAGCACCAGUGUUGUCUGCCUCCACCAGUCCUGCUGCCCCUCUGGUUGCUGCGGAUGAAUCCACCUCCGACUCUCCUCCAGUUCCAGCAGGAAGCACAGAAGCCGUUCCCGGCUCCACAGCUGUGUCCGAGACUGCCCCUAAACCUGCAGUAGCCCCGAUGGUGUUUGUUGGCAGAGUCAGCUCUGCUCCCACGGUGCUGCUGGUGGGUGCCAGCCAAGUUGUUUCUCAGCCCCCGGCAACGGCUGGAUCUGAGACGACGGGAACAACGCAGCUCAUCCUCAAACCGGCAGCCUCGCCGGGGUCUACGCCUCAAGACGUCCCCAGUCCAGACUCCAGCAUCGUCAGUGGUAUCGACUCAACACAGGAAAAGAAAUCUGCAGAAGAGGCACCUUCAGGGAGAACGAGGAGGACCAGGAGAGCAACCUCUAAAAGUGAAGAAGUUUCCACUGACAACAGCGCUGAGGAGAAAAAAAUCCAGUCAGUUGGAGUGCCGGGAAAAAGGUUUAAAAACAAAGAGUCGCGGACAGUGAAGCGGUUCUCCUGUGAGCACUGUGCCGUCAGUUUUCAUUGGAAAGGCGAACUGAAGAAACACAUGAAGGUCCACAAGAAGCCUUUUCCUUGUGAGCAGUGUGGCAGAAGUUUCCUCGAAAAGAAGUCUCUGGAAAAUCACCUUUUGCGUCACGAGGCGAGUAAAGCCCCGUUGCCCUUCCCCUGUCAUCAGUGUAAGAAAUCGUUCAGAAAAGAGCAGUCGCUUCAGAACCACCUGAAGCGCCACGAGCGGUCGAAACCGCCAAAGCCGUUCACCUGCGAUCAGUGUGGGAAAACGUUCCGGAUUAAACCAUCCCUGGAAAACCACCUGUUGCGCCACGAGAAGAGGAAACAAAUGCUCAAGUGUCAGCUUUGUGACAAGACCUUCAAGUCGUCGGUUCACCUGAAAUGUCACAUGGCCGUGCACUCCGAGGAGAGACCGUUCAGCUGUGCAACAUGUGGGAAGGAGUUCAAGAGUAAAGACACCCUUCGCUUCCACCAGAUGGUGCACACGAACGCCAAAAAAUACAAGUGCACAAUGUGCGAGGAGACUUUCAAAUAUGCGCACUCCCUGACUGUGCAUAAGAGGAAGCACACGGGCGUCACUCCGUUCAAGUGCACCGUGUGCAACCGGUCGUACAGGACCGGCACCGCUCUGAAAAGACACAGCAUAGUCCACACCGGGGAGAAACCGUUCACCUGUCACAUAUGUGGAGCGAGGUUCAGCCUCAAUAACAACCUCAAGAGGCACCUUCGCAUUCACACAGGAGAGAAACCGUUCACCUGCCAGGAGUGUGGAAAGAGCUUCUCGGACAACACCAAGCUGAAGUCCCACAUGCUCAUCCACGGGGCCAGAAAACCGUUUAUGUGUGAUCUCUGCGGGAAGACCUUCCUCUUCAACUGCAGGCUGCUGAUCCAUCAGAGGUACGUGCACGCCGACAGGAACGAGGAAUCCGACGGCACACAGAGAUUUCUCCAGACGAGAGGGCGAAACAAGUCCUCGGUUAAACCGUUCAGCUGCAAAAUAUGUCUGAGAGGUUUCAGCGCCGCGUCUUCUCUCAAAAUUCACGAAAAGGGCCACAGUGAGCAGAAGGAGUUCAACUGCAGCAUAUGUGGGAAGUCUUUCCAUAACAAAUACUCUUUCAGCUAUCACCAGAGGAGCCACUCGGGGGAGAAGCCGUUUGUUUGCGAUGUGUGCGGGAAGAGAUUUUUCAACGCCGGUAGUCUGAAGGCGCACGAGCGGAUUCACACCGGUGAGAAACCGUACAAGUGCGACCAGUGCGGAAAGGCCUUCAGGACAGACGGAAACUUCUACAGACACGUGCGCAUCCACACGGGGGAGAAGCCGUUUGAAUGUAUGUACUGUGAGAGGAAGUUCCACCAGUCGAAUCAGCUCAAGUCCCACAUGCAGGUCCACACCGGGCAGAAGCUCUACACGUGCCAGCAGUGCAGCCGGGGCUUCUCUGACUCCAGGCAGCUCAAGAAGCACAGCUGUGACGGCUCAUAGGUGACGUGGCGUCCACCAGAACGCUCAGCUGGUUAAUCGAAUGAAGUCAUAAAUGGGACAGCAGCAUUAAGGGAUAGAAAAUGACUUGUGUGUGACUCAGUGCCUUUGUGCUGAAAAUAUUGAGAGCUGGUAAAGUUCCAGUUUUGAAAACUUAUGGUCAGUUGUUGCAAUCAUUAAGUAAAAAAUACAAAACAUU
This is a messenger RNA of Dicentrarchus labrax (European seabass), 2861 nucleotides long. RefSeq names its product oocyte zinc finger protein XlCOF6. Bases 185 to 2665 code for a protein of 826 amino acids. Gene Ontology annotation, biological process: regulation of transcription by RNA polymerase II. Gene Ontology annotation, cellular component: nucleus. The record is from RefSeq and is a predicted model, not a curated record. The transcript is spliced from 4 exons. Gene Ontology annotation, molecular function: RNA polymerase II transcription regulatory region sequence-specific DNA binding; DNA-binding transcription factor activity, RNA polymerase II-specific. Lineage: Eukaryota; Metazoa; Chordata; Actinopteri; Moronidae.